UGUUAUUGUAUCAUGCUCUCACGAGUGCCUCGCGCAUUUGAGAGAGCAGCAGCUACGAGAGAGUAAAGCUAUUCGAAAGAGCGGAAAUUAUCAAACGAAGCGUUGUGUUCAUUUCAUCUGUUUCGUUCGCUUGCCUCUAUCACUCAGUUUAGCGUUGUGACGCCGCGUCGCUGCCAGCUUUUGUCUGACUGCGGUUACUGCAAGCUGUGAAGAUAAUGAUGAUGAGGUUGUGGUUGUGAUGACAACGAAGUCGAAGCGACAGCAACAAAACCGCAAACACGAAAGCCGCAAGUGGGAGGCAACAGGCGAAACGAGGAAUUAGCAGUAAGGCAGAAAAACAAAGAUUGUCAAAUACUUUACAGUGGUUUGAAAAGCAUUAUUACUAUUCACAAUGGACUCAUCGCUGUUAAUCUUAAACGGCGAUUGCCUGGACAAUGUUUUCCAAUUUUUUUCGCUUGACGAGCUUAUGGUUAUUUUUGGUGAAGUACAUCCGUUUAUUGACGACGCCAUCCAUCGGCAGCUGCACAGAUUUCGUGACUUUGAGUUCAGCAUGCGUUUUCCGCCACAAUACAAUGAAGAACAGCUAAAGACCCUUGGUGGACAUUUGCGAAGUCUUAAUGUAAAUGUGGGGUAUUCUACUCGAUCUGUCGAUGUGUUGAAACUGCUGCAUCAAUUGUUUAUUGGUGCCAAAGAAAGUGGACGACUGCAGGCACUCAAAAUUCAGCACACUAAUUUUACCAACCCAUACAUGACAAUAAUAAUGCCAGUUGCGUCGACAUUACGAGAAUUAGAUCUCGGUCGUUGCGACAUUGAAGAUUACAAUCAGUUGAUGCUCUUAUUGCAAUCCGCAACGAACUUGGAGAUACUGGCUCUUUACAACAAGGAUAUCGCUUGUCUGGAUGAAUCGGUGCUCAAUCGACUGCGUAGCCUUAAAAUUAAUUGGCUAGUGGGAACAGCUAUGUUUGAUGUCUCUGAAAUCAGCAGAAAGCAUCCUCUCUUGAGCAUCAAAGUCUAUCAUUUUGAUAAUGUAGAUGUGUACGGCCCUCCUCUCAUCGGGAAAACUGGAUAUUUUCACUAAAAAGUAUAAAUAAUACGCACACUAUUCUAUAAAUAUUAUAUUCUUUUAGCGAAAUGAA
Molecule: messenger RNA, 1136 nt
Organism: Drosophila albomicans
Lineage: Eukaryota; Metazoa; Arthropoda; Insecta; Diptera; Drosophilidae
Exons: 2
Coding region: 392-1078 (228 amino acids)
Source: RefSeq, a predicted model, not a curated record